This is a messenger RNA of Malurus melanocephalus (red-backed fairy wren), 3903 nucleotides long. It is a transcript of the gene REXO1, whose product is annotated as RNA exonuclease 1 homolog. Lineage: Eukaryota; Metazoa; Chordata; Aves; Passeriformes; Maluridae. The transcript has 18 exons. The record is from RefSeq and is a predicted model, not a curated record. Gene Ontology annotation, molecular function: nucleic acid binding; exonuclease activity. Gene Ontology annotation, cellular component: nucleus.
GUCCUCGCCGCCGCGCCCGGCGCUCCCAAGAUGGCGGCGGGGCCGGUACCUGUCGUGUGAGGCGGGAGCGCGUCCCAGCCGCCCGCGGCUCCUCCGCCCGCCCGGCCCCGCUCCCGCCCCGCAGCCGGCGGGAUGCUCAGAUCCACCGGCUACUUCCGCGGCAUCGACUGCCCGUUCCUCAACGCCGGGGGGUCGGGGCCGGGCCGGGGGUGCCGCAGGCCCUACUGCCACUUCCGGCACCCCCCGGUGGCCCCGGCGCCGUGCGGAGCCUCCGGAACCUCGGGCGACCCCAGCGUGGGGCUCCCGCUGGGACACGGCGCAGAGCGAGGCUAUGAUCCCUACAACCCAGAGCUGCCCAGGGCCUCACUGGAGGUGGAGGAUGGCGCUCUGGGUGACAUUACAGAUGUCACACCCGGAAUUCUGGAGCUGGAGCUGGUCAACAAGGCCAUCGAGGCAGUGAAGAACGAAGUGGAGAGGGAGCAGAAGAAGUACGAGGAGCUGCUGGAGACCACGAAGGAGUUGGGUGCUUCAGAGGGCUCCUCACUCAUUUCAAACUCGCCCGUGGCGGCUGCUGGGCCUCCGAGCGAUUCCUCCUUUGGCUCCUUGGAGUACAACCCAGGGAGCUACAACUUCAACAAUAACUCAGACUACAACCCCACUCCUCUGGCUGCUGCAGGCCGCUCCAGUAAAUAUACUUUGGAUUCGUCCCGCUCCAAAGGGAGCUCCCUGGAAUAUGUCCCCAAGGCUGUAGUGCAGAAUAAAAAAUACAGCAGCACYGUCACCAACAAUAAAUAUGUGAUUGACGACUCCAAGCCUUCCACAGACUUGGAAUAUGACCCCCUUUCCAAUUACUCAGCCAGGCUGUUGGGCAAGGCCACAACCAAGGGCUCCAAAAGGGAAAGGGUCUCUGAUUAUGAGGAUUCUUACUCUCCAUCACGGAAAAAGCUCUGCGAGGAUCCCGAUGAUGAUGAGGUCUUGGCCAGGUUCUCCUCUUCAGAAGAUGAGGCUGAGGUGGAAUAUAAAACAGCUUCUGGUAGUUCACCCUCCAAAGCUGGUUCUGAGAGCGAGUCCAACAACGAGCUCUCCAGCAAAGAGCAGAGCACCAAAGUGGAUGGCUCUGCUUCCCAGGAGAGCAAAGACCUUCCAGGUUCACAGAAAAACCUUGCCAAGAACUCGACAGACAAGAACACAAAAGCAGCCAAGUUGUGUUCUGGUAAGAACAACAUGGAAAUUGAAAAUAAAAACAAAGACUCCAAAGACAAAACAAAAAAGAAAAAAAUAGAUGUUAGUAAAACGCCAGGCCUCAGUGAGGCUGGGAAGAAGGAGAAAAAUAAAAAUAUGGAAAAAGACAAGGUGCUUAAGAAAGAAGAAAAAUUAAAAACCAAGAAUGAAGAGAAAAACUGCAAAGAUAAAAGCRUCAAAGUGAAAAGCGAUGGGAACUUGAAGAAACCUGAAAAACAYAAGUCAGAAAAGGUGGAUGGGUGUAAGAAAGAGAAGUUCAAGUCCAGYACCAGCAGUUCAGGGAAAAGCAAGRGUGAGGGUGGCACCAAAGGCACAGAAAAAGUGGGGAGCAGCAAGAAGGACUCACAGAGCAAAGCAGCCGAUGUGAAAAAUGGCAAGGAAAGCUCUGGUCGAAAAAACAAAGAGAAAGGGACCAAGACUUUGGUGGAGCGAAAGAAAGACAAGGUCAGUUCUGCAGGAAAAGAGGACCUGAAGAAGGGGCGGAAGCAGCGCAGUUUGAGUCACGUGGACCUGUUUGGAGAUGAGAGUGGAGAUGAUGAUGACAAAGGCCGGCCUUUGUCCUCCUCCUUAUUGGAUGUGAGCUCGGACUCGGAUGGAGRCGACUCUGGCUCAGACUCUGAGAGUGACAAGGACAGGACAAAGAAAGUGAAGCGCUCCAAAUUGUCCAAGUCAUCAUCAUCUUCCUCCACUUCUGACGACAUCGAUUAUUCCAUCCUUGAGAAAGAUGUGGACUUYGAGUCAGAUCCCAUGGAAGAGUGUCUCAGGAUCUUUAAUGAAUCUAAAGAUGUGAAAACUGAAGACAAGGGCAGGCUGGGGAAACAGCCAUCCAAAGAGGAAGCAAACGAAGAAAAGACAGAAGGUAAUUUAGCUACCUUGUUUCCUGGCCAAAAGAGAAGGAUCUCUCAUCUUGUCAAACAAGGAAAUGCAGAGACCCCGAGCAAGCCCGUAGUGCGGCCCUACCGUCCCCCCACGGCCCAGGAGGUGUGUUACCAGAGGAUCCAGCUGGCUCAGCAGCAGGCAGCACAGCUAGCUGUGGCAGUUCAAAAGACCUCUCUCUGUUUGCCAGGAGAAAAGAGGAGGAUUGCUCACGUGCCAAAUGCAGCYCACACCGCAGCAGCCAAGCAAAGCCUCGGCAGCAGCAAGACAGCUGUUGGUGGCAGAAGUGUCACACCUUCCAAUGACUCUGAAGCCCCCACCCUUCCUCUGAAGCCUUGCACYUUGGCUGGGAUGGCUUCCAAGACCACCAGCACCAUCGUGCCCAAAAGGGUAGCACACGUUCCCUCCUUACAGAGCACCACUUUACAGAGGCCUGUUAUUCCCACAGAAUUCGGUGCUAAAGUCCCAACCAACAUCCGGCAGAGAUAUCUCAAUCUCUUCAUCGACGAGUGCCUGAAAUUCUGCACCUCCUCCCAGGAAGCCUUUGACAAGGUCUGUACAUAGGAGAAGGUGGCCUACGAGCGCAGCACCAGCCGCAACAUCUACCUGAACGUGGCCGUGAACACCCUGAAGAAGCUCCGCAGCCUCGUGCCCAACUCCCCCCCCAGCACCCACAAGACCAGUAACAAGAAGGUGGUGUCUCAYGAAGCUGUGCUGGGAGGGAAGCUUGCUGCCAAGACCAGCUUCACUCUGAACCGCUCAGGGAGCCUGAGAGCCGAGGAUCUGACAGGAGCUGCUCUGUACCGGCGCCUCAAGGAGUACCUGAUGAGUGAGGAGCAGCUCAAGGAGAACGGUUACCCAAUGCCUCACCCUGACAAGGCCGGUCGUGCUGUGCUUUUCACCGCUGAUGAGAAGAAAGUGACUGACUCCUCGUGCAGGAUCUGCUGUCGCUGUGGCACCGAGUACAUGGUGUCAGCCUCGGGGAGCUGCAUCCGCAAGGAGGAGUGCGUCCAUCACUGGGGGCGGCUGCGCAAGCAGAGAGUGCCAGGUGGGUGGGAAACCCACUACAGCUGCUGCUCCGGAGCUGUGGGGUCACCAGGCUGCCAGGUUGCUAAACAACACGUGCACGAUGGGCGYAAGGAGAGCCUGGAUGGUUUUGUGAAGACUUUUGAGAAGCUGCCCACAACUGAUGGCUACCCUGGCAUCUACGCCUUAGACUGUGAAAUGUGCUACACGAAGCAAGGCCUGGAGCUGACAAGAGUAACUGUGAUCAACUCGGAGCUCAAAGUGGUGUACGACACCUUCUGCAGGACCCUGAGCUGUCUCCUGUCGCUCUGCAGGUUCUCAGGUGUGACAGAAGAGGACCUGGAGAACACGAGCAUCACCCUGCGGGAUGUCCAAGCCGUCCUCCUGAACAUGUUCAAUUAUAACACCAGGUUCUCAGGUGUGACAGAAGAGGACCUGGAGAACACGAGCAUCACCCUGCGGGAUGUCCAAGCCGUCCUCCUGAACAUGUUCAGUGCAGACACCAUACUAAUAGGGCACAGCUUGGAAAGCGACUUAUUUGCACUAAAGCUGAUCCACGGCACCGUGGUGGACACAGCCAUCGUGUUCCCGCACCGCCUGGGGCUGCCCUACAAGCGGGCACUGCGCACGCUGAUGGCCGACUACCUCAAACGCAUCAUCCAGGACAACGUGGAAGGACACGACUCCAGCGAGGACGCCAGGGCCUGCAUGGAGCUGAUGGUGUGGAAGAUCAAAGAAGACGCGAAAGUGAAGCGCUGA